Nothoprocta perdicaria is the source of this 3846-nucleotide messenger RNA. It is a transcript of the gene GRAMD4, whose product is annotated as GRAM domain containing 4. Gene Ontology annotation, biological process: apoptotic process; negative regulation of toll-like receptor 9 signaling pathway. The record is from RefSeq and is a predicted model, not a curated record. Lineage: Eukaryota; Metazoa; Chordata; Aves; Tinamiformes; Tinamidae. The transcript has 18 exons. The coding region runs from base 58 to 1794 and encodes 578 amino acids.
UCUUGCAGAGACUCCAACCGUCAUGUUAAGGUAAAGCAGAAAAGCUCAGUGCUGAACAUGCUAAAGAGGCUGGACAAAAUAAGGUUCAGAGGUCACAAGAGAGAUGAGUUCCUUGAUUUAGCAGAGUCUCCAAAUGCUUCAGACACUGAAUGUGGAGAUGAAAUCCCAGUGAAAAUACCUCGAACAUCACCCCGGGACAAUGAAGAGCUAAGAGACCCUGCUGGUCCAGGGACCAUCAUCAUGGCUUCAGGAGUCCAGGACUUUAACAGAACGGAGUCUGACAGACUGAAUGAGAUCAAAGGGCACCUGGAAAUAGCCUUAUUGGAGAAACACUUUUUGCAGGAAGAGCUCAGGAAGCUGAGAGAAGAAACAAAUGCUGAAACGUUAAGGCAAGAGCUAGAAAAAGAACGGCAGAGAAGAUUAGAACUGGAACAAAAAGUCCAUGAAGUGCUCAAAGCAAGAGCAGAAGAGGUGCCUGCAGCUCAGCAACCUGCAAAGCCACAGCCUCAAGCCAAUGGAACAGAUAAGCGUAGUCACACAGUGUGUUCGAGACUCCAGAAGUGGUUUUAUGACAAAUUUGGGGAGUAUGUUGAGGACUUCAGAUUUCAGCCAGAGGAAAAUACAGUGGAAACAGAAGAACCACUCAGUGCUAGAAGAUUGACUGAAAAUAUGAGAAGAUUAAAGAGAGGUGCCAAACCUGUUACUAAUUUUGUGAAGAAUCUUUCUGCCUUAUCAGACUGGUACUCUAUCUACACUUCUGCUAUUGCCUUUAUUAUUUACAUGAAUGCUGUAUGGCAUGGCUGGGCCAUUCCUAUGUUCUUAUUUUUAGCAAUUUUGAGGUUGUCCCUAAAUUACCUCAUAGCCAGGGGCUGGAGAAUACAGUGGAGCAUUGUGCCUGAAGUGUCUGAACCCAUGGAACCUCCCAAAGAGGACCUGACAGUGUCAGAAAAGUUUCAGCUUGUCCUAGAUGUGGCUCAGAAAGCACAGAACCUUUUUGGCAAGAUGGCAGACAUACUGGAAAAAAUAAAAAACUUGUUCAUGUGGGUCCAGCCAGAAAUAACACAGAAGCUCUACAUUACUCUAUGGGCAGCUUUUAUUGCAUCCUGCUUUUUGCCCUACAGGAUUAUUGGUCUUGCAAUGGGUCUCUAUGCUGGAAUCAAGUUUUUCCUUAUUGACUUUAUCUUCAAAAGAUGUCCCAGGCUUAGAGCUAAGUAUGAUACUCCUUAUAUCAUCUGGACAAGUCUACCCACAGAUCCUCAGCUCAAAGAAAGAUCUAAUGCUACAGUGUCGAGACGGCUUCAAACAGCAGCAUCAAGAAGUUACGUAGGCUCAAGCGCUCCAGCUGGAAUAAACAAGGAUGAAGACAGCAGUCGUUUUCAUACCACCAAGAGAGGCAAUUUCCAUGAAGUUUUUAACCUGUCAGAAAAUGAGCGCCCAUUAGCAGUGUGUGAAAAUGGCUGGCGCUGUUGCUUGAUCAACAGGGAUAGGAAGAUGCCUACAGACUACAUUAGGAAUGGGAUUCUUUAUGUCACAGAAAAUUACUUGUGCUUUGAAAGCUCCAAAUCUGGUUCGUCUAAAAGAAAUAAAGUUAUAAAGCUAACAGAUAUUACAGAUAUUCAGAAGUAUAAAGUACUCUCUGUCCUCCCGGGAUCAGGGAUGGGAAUUGCUGUUUCAACACUGUCUACGCAAAAACCUUUGGUGUUUGGUGCCAUGGUACAUAGAGAUGAAGCUUUUGAGACAAUUUUCAACCAAUAUGUGAAAAUAACCUCUGCAUCGUCAAACACUGAGAGCUAGUACCUUACCUUAGAAGAUCUAAAGAAACUUUCUCAAUUUACAACUUGGCAGUGGGAGAAAAAGAACAUCCUCAUCUAUUUUGCAAUAAUUUUUCUUGUCUUGUGGUUUUUAUUCUAUCUGUUACAUAAAUCAAGUGUAUUUUUUAUAUGCCUUCAUGUUUGUUUUUAAGGUUUUUGUAAAAAAAAGGAAAAAAAAAACAAAACAGUGAAAGUGCUAUCAUCACUAUUAGCCUUGCACAUUAAGCACUUUUAAUGUUUAUUUACUGACAUUAAAAGCUGGGAAGAUACUCAGAGAUCUGACUGAAUAAUGGACUGAAACAGAUUCAUUCCCUUAACUACGCUGAUAUCACUAGAGAUGUAUUUGUCCCAUAAUCUCUCUUUUUAGCUUUUUUUUAAGCCUUUUUUUUUUUUCCUGAGAUCUGGCAAUUGCAACUGCAGUAGCCUGCAGUCUGUCUUCAGCUCUGAGUUCUCAAUUGAGUUCUUUGUUAAAACUGAAAGCAACACCAAGGAAAUAACAUCUUAGAAUUUCUGUAUUGAUAUGUGCACUUAAAAUAACUCCUUCUUGCUAAUUCUGGCAUUGCAGAAGGGUGUUUUAACAGUCUGAUUUGGUUCAGGUUUUCCUGCAUAGAGAGAUUUAAAUUGUUUUGUACAGUGAAUUGGAGGAAAAUGUUUCUAAUUAUUAUCUUCCUUUCCUAAUUAACCAAAGUAAGAGGGAGGAAGGCAGGGAAAUACUUUUUAUAAAAGAGGGCACCAAAAUGUUGUUCCUAAAAUGUUAGGCAUCAUAUAUUUGUAUUUCUGUAGGUAUUUGUCCUAGAAGGGCUCAACCUAUUGUACAUGUAUGUACAAGGCAUUUGUAUGUUAGUGCAUAAAAGACUUGCUGGCUUGUUGUGUUGGAGGUGGGAAUAAUUUAUAUUCAAACUAAGCUUUGAGACAUGGCUUUUAAUUAGGCUUUUUUUCUUGAGUUUCCUCGCAAUAAAACAACUCUAUAAUGUAGCAAGUGAAAGCACUAUUUCCUUUUCAAAGCAUUUGAGGGGCACUGGUACUUUGCUGUGUUUCCCCUUGCAAAAUUAAUUAUUAGCAACAACUGAACCAAUGGCCAGAUACAACAGGAAGGCCAUUCUCCUAUUCUAAACUCUCUCAGGCCUUUCUAGCAACAAAGCACAUACUGACCUUUUGUCUUCAAUAUUAGAGAGCUUUUAUAUUCCAUAGGAUAGCACCUGUCUGAGAGAUUUAGAAUUUUAUUUGCAUUUUCCCUAAAAGCACAGUAGGAGUUAUGGUAAACCUUCCUGUAGGUCUUGUUCCUCACUAUGUCUUUUGAGUUGAGUGGUGUGUAUGUCCCCAGACCUUGUAAGAAAGGUCUCAAAAAACAAUGGAAUGUAAUCUCAUCUGAAAAUGUGACCUAUUUCCGUGAUUUUUUUUUUUUUUUUUUUAAAACAAGGGAUUUUCUUCCUGUGUAGGAGAAGGGGAAAAUGAAGGAGGGAGAUCAGGGUCAAGCAGCAAAGAGUGUUUAACUCUUAGCAGAGGUUUUAAGGUCUCUCCAUAAAUGCAUCCAUCAUGAAGAAGGUCAUAGCCAAACUGUGAUAACUUCCAGUUUGGCAGUGAAGUGCAUUAACUUGAUACCGAGAAAUACUGUCAAAUACUGUGUCUUGUUCAGAAAGAGAAACGCUGAUCCUCGUAAAGCUCAGUGCCCUAAAUGGAGUUGUGAAUAAGUAUGGGGGAGAAUCUGUCUUAAUGAACAGACUGUCAAAUUUUUGAGCUCUCCAUUUAGAGUAGCACGUGAAUAUGUUUUUACAAGCCCUGGAAAGAGGUGGUGGAUCCAAGUUAUAAAUCCUGGUGAAUUUCUAGCACCUCCUUAAGUGCGGUGAGCCUUAGGACCUGAAAAGUUAGGAUGUAAGUGAAGUUCGUAGAAGAUCCCUUUUACCGCUGGCUAAUAUGGACGUAGUUCAACAAUUUAUACUUUCUUCACUUUGCAUGUGCAGGUUUUAUGUUUAAGUAAAAUUCUUGGAUUUAGAACUUUUUCAUCAAAGCCUCUUCAAAAUAAUUCUUUUUUUCC